This is a messenger RNA of Impatiens glandulifera, 293 nucleotides long. Its product is annotated as peamaclein-like. The record is from RefSeq and is a predicted model, not a curated record. Lineage: Eukaryota; Viridiplantae; Streptophyta; Magnoliopsida; Ericales; Balsaminaceae. The transcript has 2 exons. Bases 1 to 267 code for a protein of 88 amino acids.
AUGACAUAUGUGAGUUCUUACAUAAAUGUUUGUGUGAAUUUAUGGUUGAUAAGGAAGGCCAUAAGUAAGGUCUAUGAUCAUGCAUUUUGCGACCCGAAAUGUGACGUGAGGUGCUCGAAGGCAGGGAGGAAGGAUAGGUGUCUUCAGUAUUGUGGGAUAUGCUGCAGAGAUUGUCAUUGUGUUCCUUCAGGAACCUAUGGUAAUAAGGAUGAGUGCCCUUGUUACAGGGACAUGAAGAACUCCAAGGGACAGCCCAAGUGCCCUUAAUUCCAUUUUCACCAAAAGAAAAAGAA